Molecule: messenger RNA, 2292 nt
Organism: Chlorella variabilis
Lineage: Eukaryota; Viridiplantae; Chlorophyta; Trebouxiophyceae; Chlorellales; Chlorellaceae
Exons: 19
Coding region: 1-2292 (763 amino acids)
Molecular function (GO): protein binding
Source: RefSeq, a predicted model, not a curated record
AUGCUGCUGCGGAACAGCAGGCCUCCGCCUCGCAAGCCGCGCAUCUACGUGCCGCAGCACUGGGAGCAGCAGGGCUGGGAGGACCUGGAUCUGCCCCUGGUGAGGGAGCUGCGGGGGCAUGUGGACAGGGAGGAUGCGUGGGAGGCCAAGCACGCGUUUGAGGCGGCGCUGGCGCCCCUCAAGGAAGCGCUGCAGCGGGGGGAGGACCCGCGGGCUGCAGGGCUGGCGGUACCGCCUCCCUACGCCUGGAAGCUGUACUUUGCGGUAUUGGCUGCCACCAACUGCCACGCCCACCACAUGUCUGAGCUCAUUGAGCUGAUGGUCAAGCUGAGGCCCGCCUGCUACGUCAUCGCCCUGCGCCAGAUGGCCAGGCAAGGCAUCGGGUCGCCAGCCUACACAACAAUCCUGCGUAUGAAGGACCGGGGGCUGACCCCCACGCUGCGCUGCUUCAUGUUUGCCAUCGAGUCGUGCCUGCGCUGCACCACGCCGGAGCUGACCUACGUGAAGAGGAUGUUUGAUGAGGUGGCGGAGACGGGGCUGGCUGUGCACCCCACACAGAAGUCGGAGCUGGGGAAGCUGAUGAUGCACGGCGUGCGGGAGCUGGCGCGGUUUGGGCGCUUUGACAGCGCCCUGGCCCUGCUGGAGCAGCUGGAGGCGAUGGGCUUGCGGGUGCCUGCUUUCCUGGUGGCAGACGUUCUUCACAUGGCUGUGCUGGCGGGGCGACCCAAGACGCUGCUGGAGUGUGUGCGGCGGCUGGAGCAGGCCACUUCCACAUUCCAGGAGGUGCCUGGCGUGGGUGAGCCCGUGACGCGGCCUCUCAAGGUGGAGGAGGGCUUGCUGCUGGGGGCGCUGGAGGUGGCUGCUGGGCGGGGGGAUGUGGAGCUGGCGGAGGCGACGUGGCAGCUUCUGGAGCGGUCGGUGGCGCUGCCCAACCCCCCCAGCACCGGCGGCGCCCUGGCCAAGCACUUGGGCCAGGUGGCGGCGCUGGAGCGGCGGCAGGAGGCGGAGGAGGACGCGGCGGCGGCCGCGGCGGCCGCUGCAGAGGCCGAGGCUUCCGCUGCGCUGCCCGACGCGGCGGCGGGCGCUGCUGCGACGCCGGAUGCGGCUGGGGCGGAGGGCGGGCAGGAGGGGCUUGGCGGGGAGGCAGCCGCCGAGCCCGCUGCCUGCUCCAAGCUGGAGCAGUGGGGUGAGGAGCUGGAGGCUAGCGACGUGGCGGCGGCCGAGGCGGCCGAGGCGGCUGCCCGCCGCUUCCGUCCCGACCGCUCCACGCCCGACUCUGCCAGGCUGGACGCGCAGGCGGUACGGGAGGAGGCGGCGGCUGUGGCGGCGCAGCGCCGCGGCAUGCGCCCGCCCUCGCUGCUCGCCCACCUGGCGCACAUCCACGCGUACGCCAAGGCGGGGCAGCUGGAGGGGCUGUUUGGGGCGGUGGAGGCAAUGCAGCAGGCAUACCCCGAGGAGGGCGGGGCAGCCUCCUACCACGCCGGCCUGCCCAUGGCGGUGGAUGCGCUGGCGGAGUCGGAGGAACGAUGCGACGCCGCUUUCUUCCUUCUGGAGGCCUGGGCACAGCAGGAGCGCCCCGUCAGCGCCACCCAGCUCAAUCUGGUGGUGGCGGCCUGCUGCCAGAUUGGGGACCUCAAGCGCGCCUUUGAGACGUUUGAUGCGUUUGAAGGGCUGGGGGUGGCGCCGGAUGCCGACACAUACAACGCGCUCAUGCAGGGCUGCAUCGAGACGGGCGACGUGGGCACCGCCCACAGGGUGCACGAACAGAUGCAGGGGGCAGGCGUGGAGGCCAACGCGCACACACACCACCAGCUGGUGAACGCGGCGGUGGUGGCUGGCGACAUUGCCGGCAUGAUGGAGUCACUGGAGGCGCUGGAGGCGGCGGGGCACACGCCGCGCCUGGCGCUGCUGGAGAGAUGCGUGGCACGGGCGGAGCGGGCGGGCGAGCGGGAGCCGGUGAAGCAGCUGCUGCGCCGCCUGUUCACAAAUGACUACCGCAUUGUGGGCAUCGAUGCCAAGGCACGCUGGACUGCGCUGCGCUCUGGAUGCCGUGUGGAUGCGCCUGCCCGCCGCUGGAAGCCCGAGGGCGGCAUGGAGAUGCUGACUGGCAGCAGCAGUUGGUUCAGCCGGGAGGAGGUGCUGCGCGAGAUGCGCAAGGACGAGUCCAUCAGCCGCCGCAUGACACGCCGCAACUUCCCGCAGAUGCAGCGGUCGGAGCAGGCAGCCCAGCGCUCGGCGCAGGCAGGCCAGGGCCACGCUCAGGAGCAGCAGCAGCAGGUUGUGCAACAGUAG